Molecule: messenger RNA, 558 nt
Organism: Phyllopteryx taeniolatus (common seadragon)
Lineage: Eukaryota; Metazoa; Chordata; Actinopteri; Syngnathiformes; Syngnathidae
Gene: cenpw
Product: centromere protein W
Exons: 3
Coding region: 176-403 (75 amino acids)
Biological process (GO): mitotic cell cycle; kinetochore assembly; chromosome segregation
Cellular component (GO): nucleoplasm; kinetochore
Molecular function (GO): protein heterodimerization activity; DNA binding
Source: RefSeq, a predicted model, not a curated record
GACUUGAAUUUUUUUUACUGACGGUAAAGCGAAAACAGGAAGUCAAACGAACCGUAAAGGGGAGGAAACCGUAGAAGAAGAAUCACCCCUGGUAGUCAAUCGCAGCGGGCCAUUUGAAACCGUCAACAAACUCGUCUUUUUUUUCGAAUUUUCACCCUUUCGCACCUCUUCUAUCAUGCUAAACAAAGCCCCGAGACUCAAGCAAAGAGUCAAAUCAAAGACAAAGGGUAACGUUAACGUGAGGCCGGCGUCCGAAGCAAUGAUGGAGCUCGUCACUCUUCUUUUCCUGAACAACUUGGCCCAACAGGCGACGGCCAAAGCUUUUGAGGAGAAAUCCUCAACGAUCAGGGCUCAUCACGUCAAAGCAGUCGCCAAGAGGGUGCUGAAAAGUGCCAGAGGAUGAAGACCAUUCAUGCAUUUGUGAUCAUCAUUUCAGCCACCAUUUUCUUUUCUUUUCUUUUUUAAAAGGUGUUUUAUUGCCAUUUUCUUUGCCGAAGGAAAAUCUUUUUUUUCUUUUAAAUUUUGUAUAUUAUAACCAUAAAUUGACUCUUCAUAUUC